Molecule: messenger RNA, 2079 nt
Organism: Eupeodes corollae
Lineage: Eukaryota; Metazoa; Arthropoda; Insecta; Diptera; Syrphidae
Exons: 10
Coding region: 61-1998 (645 amino acids)
Cellular component (GO): membrane
Molecular function (GO): ligand-gated monoatomic ion channel activity
Source: RefSeq, a predicted model, not a curated record
GACAAAAUGAAAACCAUAAAAAGCUAGCAUAUUCAUCCUGGAGAUCAUUAGUCCACAACCAUGAGUCUUGCGGAACUUGUGACUUUUUUAGUCAACAAGUACUUCUCAAAUUUGAUAAGUGUCCUUAUUACUUACAACUCAUCGUCAACAAGUGAAGUAAGUGGCCUGUUCUUGGAUUCUGUUCAGGCAUCCUUUCAAAAUCUCACUCAACAAGGACAUUUCAUUGGUAUAAAUUGGAUUGAUACUGAUGUUUUGGCAAAACAGGAAGACCUAAGAGGGUUGCUUCUCCAAAAUGCUGAUAUAGGCAUAGAGGGCUACAUCACUAUAUUGCCUAGUCUAUUGGAAUUUCUAAACGCCCGUUUGUAUGCAACAGAGAAUUCAGUGUUACGGUUGAAGGAUAAAUAUUAUUUGUUUUUGUCUGUGGAUGAAAACGAAAACCCAGAAAAUGUUUUGACAAACGAAAUUCUUAAACUUUACCCUCACCACCUCUUCGUAUCUUUUGUUAAAAAUUCAUCUGAUAUAACUUUUUGGACACAGAAAUUUGUCGGCGCUUCUGAUAACCUCAAACCAAUUCAUUUGGAUACUUAUUUAAAAAAUGGAGAAUUUACCAAAAAUGCUGAACUCUAUCCAAAUAAAUUUCUUAAUAUGUUUGGAAGAAUUUUAGAAGUAGCUUCGGUAACAUACAUUCCGUAUGUUGUCAGUUAUUCAGUGGCUGAAGGUAUGGGCGAUGUUGACAACUUAGAUCCAGAACAACCGAAAAAAAGUGUUAUCUAUACUGGAACUGAAGCUGAUAUAGUAUUGUCAUUCUGCCGUCUCAGAAAUUGUACGAUAAGAGUUACGCCUUGUGGCAACGAUAACUGGGGUGGAGUCUAUGAUAAUGGAUCUUCAGAUGGUUUAAUUGGUUCAGUGUUCCGACAUGAAACUGAAUUCGGAAUUGGUUGCUAUUAUAAUUGGUUCAAUGAUCUUUUUGAAACUUCUAUUGCUAUUGCUAAAUCAGCAGUUCCAAUACUAGCCCCAGCACCAUCCCUCUACCCGGCUUAUAUGACAAUCAUUUUGCCCUUCAACAAAUUAAUUUGGACUAUGAUUAUAAUUUCGAUAUUUGUAAGUGCAAUUGUAAUGCACGUGAUAAUGUAUUUCAACACUUAUAUGGAACAUCGUGAAGAUCCAACAAAAUUUCAUUUUGAUCAUGCAUCAUCGUACGAGCUAACGCAAUUUCAAAUGGUUGCAAUAUUUUUUCAACAAUCGUUUUCACAAUCAAAAUUGGAUCGAUUUGCUACACGCUUCUUUUUGAGUACCCUACUGCUAGCUGGGAUAACAUUGGAAAACACAUACAGUGGUCAACUGAAAUCUCUUCUAACCAUUCCUGCUGUGACAGAACCUGUAGACACAAUCCAGAAAUUCGCAAAGACCGAUUGGCAGUGGGCUUCUCCAUCUGGAGCUUGGAUAUUUUCGAUAGCUUUUUCGGAUAUUCCACAUGAAAAAAUUAUGACUGAGAAAUUCGUGGAAAUGAGCUAUGAGCAAUUGAGAGAUGCAUCUUACACAGGAAACUAUGGCAUUGGAUUGGAACGUUUGCAUGGAGGAAUUUAUAGUUUUGGUAAUUAUAUAAAAGAUGGCAAUUUGGAUAAAUUAAUUAUGACAAAGGAUGAUUUGUACUAUGACUAUUCUAGAGGUUUUGCUAUAAGAGGUUGGCCACUUAUGGAUACUUUUAAUACACAUAUUUUAUGGUGCUUAGAACAUGGGCUAUAUAAUUAUUGGGAAAAGAAGCAUGUUUAUUAUUUUUUGGAUAGAAAAACUCAAGGAAUAAUGUUCAAUCUUGCAUCAGGACAUUUGCAGAAAUUUCCACCAAUUCCACUAACUAUUGCAAAUAUUUCUGGACCAUUGUGGGCCUUAGCUAUUGGAUAUGGGAUGGCAUUAAUUGUAUUGAUAUCGGAAAUGUUUGCAAAUGGAAGUAACAAAUUUACUAAGCAUGCACAAAUAACGAAGAAAUCUCACUCUUAAAUUUAAAGAAAAGCAAACAAAAUUCGCUUACAACUUUUGGUUUUUAAUCAAUUAUUAAUAAAGCCCAUUAAACGCUUUUUA